Molecule: messenger RNA, 1492 nt
Organism: Melospiza melodia melodia
Lineage: Eukaryota; Metazoa; Chordata; Aves; Passeriformes; Passerellidae
Gene: POLR3D
Product: RNA polymerase III subunit D
Exons: 8
Coding region: 16-1188 (390 amino acids)
Biological process (GO): tRNA transcription by RNA polymerase III
Cellular component (GO): RNA polymerase III complex
Molecular function (GO): DNA binding
Source: RefSeq, a predicted model, not a curated record
CCCCCUGCCCGCAGCAUGGCCGAGGGGGGCUCUGGCAGCUCGGGCUCCCCGGGCAGCCUCCGGCCGGGGGGGCCCCGGGGGGUGCUGGGCAGGCGCCCCCCCGCGCCCCCCCUCAGCCCGGGCCGCCUGCCCUCCAUCCGCUCCCGGGACCUCACCCUGGGCGGCGUCAAAAAGAAAACUUUCACCCCCAACAUCAUCAGCAGGAAGAUCAAGGAGGAGCCCCGGGAGGAUGUGGCGGUGAAGAAGGAGAAGAAGGAGCGGGAGCGGCAGCGGGACGGGCACGGCCGGGGCCGCAACCGGCCCGAGGUCAUCCAGUCCCACUCCAUCUUCGAGCAGGGCCCCGCUGAGAUGAUGAAGAAGAAAGCAGGCUCCUGGGACAGGAGCGUGGACGUGUCCGACUUCGGCCCUUCCCACAUCAUCAACAUCAAGAAGGAGAAGAGGGAGACGGACGAGGAGACCAAGCAGAUCCUGAGGAUGCUGCAGAAGGAUGAUUUCCUGGAUGACCCGGGGCUGAAGAACGACAUCCGGAACAAGCCGGUGCAGCUGCCCCUGGCACACUCGGGGUGGCUCUUCAAGGAGGAGGUGGCAGAGCAGGAGGACACACAGCCAUGGCUGCCUGCAGCCAAGGAGGAGAAGAUGGAGCUGGACCCACCAGCAGUGAAAGUGAAGGAAGAGCCCUGUGAGGAGGAUCCCAAGCCAGCCCAGCCCAAGGGCCCCCCCGGGUUCCCACGGGAUGUGUCAGCAGCAGAGCUGCUGCAGAGGCUGAGCCUGGCCCAGGAGGAGGAGCUGCUGUUCCUGCAGCUCCCUGACACCCUGCCAGGGCAGCCCCCCAGCCACGACUCCAAACCCAGCAAGGCUGAGCUGCACAGCGAGGACGGGCAGGUGCUGCUGGUGAAGCAGGAGAAGAGCCAGGAGGCCAAGCAGGCAGAGAACAUCUGCACCCUGGCCGACCUCCCCGAGGGCCAGGUGGGGAAGCUGCUCAUCCGAAAGUCAGGCAAAGUGCAGCUGGUGCUGGGCAAGGUCACCCUGGACGUGACCAUGGGCACCCCCUGCUCCUUCCUACAGGAGCUGGUGUCCGUGGGCAUCGGGGACAACCGCACGGGUGAGAUGAUGGUGCUGGGCCACGUCAGGCACAAGCUCGUCUGCUCCCCGGACUUUGAGGCUCUCCUGGAGCACAGGCACCGAUAGCCCAGGGGGUCCCAGCCCCCCCAGAUCCCAGGAUGGACCUUCAGCCCCUCCAGAUGUGCCUUUGGGACGUGGGCAGGGGGCUGGGAUUGCAAUCCCAUGCUGUGAUCCUGAGGGAUCCAGAGCCAGCUCCCAGCUGCUGUCCGGCCGUGUCCCCCACACCAGCGGCUGCCCCCGGUGCCAAACGGGGAUCUUGGGGUGUGUGGGGGCUCUGGGGUGUCCCCCAGCUCUGUGGACACGCUGGUGGGAGCAGGACACACGUCCUGGGGGAAAAACCUGGAAUAAAAGCUCUGUUCCCCCUGUGUCA